Dioscorea cayenensis subsp. rotundata (Guinea yam) is the source of this 972-nucleotide messenger RNA. Its product is annotated as MDIS1-interacting receptor like kinase 2-like. The coding region runs from base 1 to 972 and encodes 323 amino acids. The transcript is spliced from 2 exons. NCBI's taxonomy places the organism in Eukaryota, Viridiplantae, Streptophyta, Magnoliopsida, Dioscoreales, Dioscoreaceae. The record is from RefSeq and is a predicted model, not a curated record. Gene Ontology annotation, molecular function: protein binding.
AUGAAAUCACUGCUUUCCUCAAAGUUCACAGCCACCUUCCCAACAUUGAUGAUGGUGAUGGUACUUUCGUUGUUAGUACUACUCUUCUCCAAUCUCUGUUUGCCUGUUUUCAGCAUGGCAACAGCUUCAAAUAUUGAAUCCCAAGGGAAAGCUCUUCUUCAAUGGAAGGCCACUCUUGAAACACAAGAACUUCUUAACACCUGGACAUCAAAGACAAGUCCAUGCAAUUGGACUGGAAUCACUUGCAGAAAUGAUGGCCAUCUCAUGCCAACCAUCACCAGGGUCCAAUUGGAACAAUUGGGACUAGAAAGGAAACUGGAGAUUCUCAACUUCUCAGCUCUGCCAUCACUCAGAGUUCUCAACCUUAGCAACAACCAUAUACAUGGAUACAUCCCUGCAUCCAUUUCAGCUCUCUCCAAGCUCGCCAUUCUUGAUCUCUCUAACAACAAGCUCACAAGCGUCAUCCCAUCAGAGUUUGGCAUGUUGCCGAAUGAAAUGGCAAACCUCACAAAUUUAAUUAUUCUUGAUUUGUUCAACAACAAUCUUUCUAGUAACCUACCACCAAAUUUGGUUAAAGGCAGUUUGCUUCAAUAUCUUGGGUUGGGAUAUAAUAAUUUCCAAGGUCUCAUUCCCAUAAGUUUGAAAAAUUCAACAAACUUAUCCAGGUUCCGGCUUGACAGAAACCUAUUUAUUGGAGAUGUCUCUCAAAGCUUUGGUGUUCAUCCGCAUUUGGAUUAUAUUGAUGUAAGUUUUAAAAAACUGUCCGGCACUUUAUCACCAACUUGGGGAGCAUGCCUUAACUUGACAAGUCUUAAAAUAUCAGGCAACAGAAUUAAUGGAAAAAUACCAUGGGAAAUUGUUCAAUUGUCAAAGUUGCAACUACUUGACAUCUCUUCUAAUAAUUUGAAUGGGAAAGAUCCCAAGAGGGUUCGGAAAAUUAUCUCACUUAUUUCACUUGAACAUGGGAAAUAA